GACGGACGAGCCCCGAUGCCGGGGGAGACAGAAGAGCCGAGACCCCCGGAGCAGCAGGACCAGGAAGGGGGAGAGGCGGCGGCGGCGGCCAAGGCGGCUCCUGAGGAGCCCCAACAACAGCCCCCUGAGGCGGCGGCGGCGGCGGCGCCUGCGGGGACCACUAGCAGCCGCGUGCUGAGGGGAGGACGGGACCGGGGCCGGGCCGCUGCGGCCGCCGCCGCCGCUGUGUCCCGUCGGAGGAAGGCCGAGUAUCCCCGCCGGCGGAGGAGCAGCCCCAGCGCCAGGCCCCCGGACGCCACCGGGCUGCAGUCUCAUGCCGCGAAGCCCCAGUCUCCAGCUCAGGGCAAGAAGAGUCCGCGACUCCUGUGUUUAGAAAAAGGAACAACAGAUAAAGAUCCCAAGGAAGAGAAAGAGGAAGAAGAUGAUUCUACCCUCCCUCAGGAAGUUUCCAUCACUACAACUCGGCCUAGCCGGGGCUGGCGCAGUAGCAGCAGGACAUCUAUCUCUCGGCAUCGUGACACAGAGAACACCCGAAGCUCUAGGUCCAAGACUGGUUCAUUGCAGCUCAUUUGCAAGUCAGAACCAAAUACAGAUCAGCUUGAUUAUGAAGUUGCGGAAGAACAUCAAUCUCCAGGUGGCAUUAGUAGUGAUGAGGAGGAGGAGGAAGAAGAGAUGUUAAUCAGUGAAGAGGAAAUACCAUUCAAAGAUGACCCAAGAGAUGAGACCUACAAACCCCACUUAGAAAGGGAAACUCCAAAGCCACGGAGAAAAUCAGGCAAGGUGAAAGAAGAGAAAGAGAAGAAAGAAAUUAAAGUGGAAGUCGAGGUAGAGGUGAAAGAAGAAGAGAAUGAAAUUAGGGAAGAUGAAGAACCUCCUAGGAAGAGAGGAAGAAGACGAAAAGAUGACAAAAGUCCACGAUUACCCAAAAGGAGGAAAAAACCUCCAAUCCAGUACGUGCGUUGUGAAAUGGAAGGAUGCGGAACCGUUCUUGCUCACCCUCGCUACUUGCAGCACCACAUUAAAUAUCAGCAUUUGCUGAAGAAGAAAUACGUAUGUCCUCAUCCCUCCUGCGGGCGACUGUUCAGACUCCAGAAGCAACUUCUGCGACAUGCCAAACAUCAUACAGAUCAAAGGGAUUACAUCUGUGAAUAUUGUGCUCGGGCCUUCAAGAGUUCCCACAAUCUGGCAGUGCACCGGAUGAUUCAUACAGGCGAGAAGCCAUUACAAUGCGAGAUCUGUGGAUUUACUUGUCGGCAAAAGGCAUCCCUUAAUUGGCACAUGAAGAAGCAUGAUGCAGACUCCUUCUACCAGUUCUCUUGCAAUAUCUGUGGCAAAAAAUUUGAGAAGAAGGACAGCGUAGUGGCACACAAAGCCAAGAGCCACCCUGAGGUGCUGAUUGCCGAAGCUCUGGCUGCCAAUGCAGGCGCCCUCAUCACCAGCACAGAUAUCUUGGGCACUAACCCAGAGUCUCUGACACAACCUGCAGAUGGUCAGGGUCUUCCUCUUCUUCCUGAGCCCUUGGGAAACUCCACCUCUGGAGAGUGCCUCCUGCUAGAGGCUGAAGGGAUGUCAAAGUCAUACUGUAGUGGGACAGAACGGGUGAGCCUGAUGGCUGAUGGGAAGAUCUUUGUGGGAAGCGGCAGCAGUGGGGGCACUGAAGGGCUGGUCAUGAACUCGGAUAUACUCGGUGCUACCACAGAGGUUCUGAUUGAAGAUUCAGACUCUACUGGACCUUAGUAGAAGGGAAGACUUUAGGCACUGGGACAGCUCAGACUUUGUACUUAAAAGAUAAAAAGGACAAAAAAAAUUUAAAGCAUUUAAGAUCUAGUAAAUUAACUGAAGGGCCUGCUCUUUCCAAUGUGGAUCACAGCACACACACACACUUACACCCACCCUCACAUCUCCCUCUCCUGUCCCCCUUAUAAAAUUGAUGUUGCCUUUACCAGAAAGGUAGACAAAAAAUAAGAAGCUCUUAGAGUGAGUGUUGUCCUCAUGCUCAGUUCCAGUCAGGCAGACCUCCUGCUAUUAGCAGAUCCCCUUUUCCAACC
This is a messenger RNA of Molossus molossus (Pallas's mastiff bat), 2048 nucleotides long. RefSeq names its product ZFP91 zinc finger protein, atypical E3 ubiquitin ligase (gene ZFP91). Gene Ontology annotation, biological process: regulation of transcription by RNA polymerase II. NCBI's taxonomy places the organism in Eukaryota, Metazoa, Chordata, Mammalia, Chiroptera, Molossidae. Gene Ontology annotation, cellular component: nucleus. The record is from RefSeq and is a predicted model, not a curated record. The coding region runs from base 16 to 1737 and encodes 573 amino acids. The transcript has 11 exons.